AUGGGUGACUACCCGAAAGCACUUGAAUUUUACGAAAAAUCUUUGAAAAUCAAGGAACAAAUCUUGCCUUCUGAUCAUCUCGAUUUGGCUGCUUCCUACAGCAAUAUCGGAUUAGUGUAUAAAAGUAUGGGUGACUACUCGAAAGCACUUGAGUUUCAUAACAAAGCGCUUAAAAUAAAAGAAAAGGCUCUACCCCCGGAUCAUUCCGAUUUGGCUAAUUCCUACAAUGACAUUGGUUCGGUAUAUCAUGACAUGGGUGAUUAUACAGCAGCUCUUGAGGCUCUUCAAAAUGCUUUUCAGAUUCAACAAAAAACAUUUGAUGAAGAGAAUUUAGCUAUCAGUCGUACAUACUGUUGGUUUGGAAAGAUCUAUCGUGGUAUGAAAGAUUACUCAAGGGCGUUUGACUAUUUUGAAAAAUGUCACACAAUUAUUCAACGAGUCUUACCAGAAAAAGAUCCCGCUCAGGCAAUAAUAUAUAGUAAUAUUGGUGAUGUUUAUCGGUUAAUUGACAAUUAUGAAAUGGCACUUUCAUUUUAUCGAAAAGCAUUGGAUAUUCAAGAAAAUGUUGAAUGUAAUCCUCUCGAUUGCGCAACAACAUAUUCAAAUUUAGGCGAAACAUAUCGAGAAAUGAAAGAUUAUUCAACGGCAUUGAUAUAUUUGCGACAAGGAUUACAAAUUCGUGAAAAGAAACUUCCAAAGAAUCAUCCUGAUUUAGCUGCAAUCUAUCACAAUUUGGCAAAAUUACAUUUAACCACCCAACAAUAUAGUAUGGCCAUGGAAAAUAUUCAAAAAGCGAUGGACAUUGCUCAAGAAAAGUUACCUUCAAAUCAUCAACAUCUUUUGGACUAUAAAGAAACAUUUGAACAAAUUCGAAAGAAGAUGUAA
Molecule: messenger RNA, 885 nt
Organism: Rotaria sp. Silwood2
Lineage: Eukaryota; Metazoa; Rotifera; Eurotatoria; Philodinida; Philodinidae
Source: the annotation of a GenBank genome assembly